AUUAAGAAAGGAAAGAGAAUGAGAUCGAGCAGCGGGUUUUAAAGAUACUAGUGACAAAGAUAGUAUCAAUUGUAAUUUUCAACCGACUAUUCCAGAGGGCAUUUCACCUUGUCACCUCUACUUAGCGAGACCGACUUAUCGGAUGGUUGGCAAGGGGAAAGUUCAUAACAAUUUGGGUGAAUUACUUCACACUAAACCGCUCCCUACUGGAUCUUUGAAAGUCUCGGUUGAUAUUGCUUUGGAGAAGGAUGCGUUAUUACCACAUCCUGACGAUGUUUCGGAUGCAACUUUAUUGGGAGAUGCCAUAGGUUCAUUUGUUGCAUGGCCGACAGACCUCAUUAUCGUAGGAUAUGAGACUCCCACAAAAUCCAAAGCAAAAGAUAAGGGGAUUGCGCGGGAAAUCGAGUCAGUUGCAUCGCAAAAAGAGAUUCCUGUUGCUAAGAAGACUGAAAUUUCCAAGAGGACCGAGGCUAAAAAGAAAAAUCCUUCCAAGUAUAGAGCGUGCCUCCAUACAUAUUUAGAAACGACAGAUAUUUCGGAUGGAUGUGUUCGUUUAAUACCUAUGGAUGGAGCUAUUUUUGGUUUUGAGUAUGCCGAGCCAUUGGGUAAAGAGGAUUUUGAUCAAAUUUUGUAUCAUACGCAAUUAAGCGUUGGUGUUAUCAACACAUACAUGAGGUAUUUAUAUGACAAAUUGAUGGGUCCGCGUGGGUUGGAGCAAAGAUUCUCAUUCUUAAAUCCCAUGAAAACGAACUUAACCGAAAUGAUAAGAAAACCAGAUGAAGUCAGGACGUAUGUAGUCGAGCGCUUUAUGGCCGACACAGAUAGAGAAAAGUUGUUCUUUUUACCGUUUAAUACCGGCGACGGUGGACAUUGGUUGUUGGUCGCGAUAAAUCCUUUUAAAGAAAUUGUGUAUUAUUUGGAUUCUUUACACAAUGAUUGGACAACAUACCCUGCUAUGAAGACGAUAGUUGACACCAUUAUACAAACUGUUCGAGCACAAAGAAAAAUUCAAGUACCAAAGAGAAAAGCCAAUAACAUUACAUGGAAUAGAGUGGAGUGUCCUCGACAGCGUAAUAAUAUAGAUUGUGGAUAUUACACGUUGAGGUUUAUGAAAGAAACUCUUCUUAUGGAUCGAACAGAUAUUCCAUCUGAUUACUUUGAUGAAUAUAGAUGUGCUUAUUACUCAAAAGAUCAGUUGGAUGAAAUUAAAGAGGAAUUGUGUCAAUUCAUUAUCGAGCUACAGGUUUUGUGAGGUUAUAUAGCAUAUUUAGAAGAUAGAACUAGAAUGUGUUGAAAUACAUUUUGAUUAGCAUUUUUGGAGGUUAUUAGAAAUGUGUAGAUUUUUUGUAAAGGCAAACAUUUUCAAGUAUAUAUAUAAAUACUCAAAAAACUGCUGAAAUUAGAAGUA
Molecule: messenger RNA, 1408 nt
Organism: Lathyrus oleraceus (garden pea)
Lineage: Eukaryota; Viridiplantae; Streptophyta; Magnoliopsida; Fabales; Fabaceae
Exons: 10
Coding region: 143-1252 (369 amino acids)
Biological process (GO): proteolysis
Molecular function (GO): cysteine-type peptidase activity
Source: RefSeq, a predicted model, not a curated record